This is a messenger RNA of Penicillium samsonianum, 3345 nucleotides long. RefSeq names its product TMCO4 family protein. The transcript has 2 exons. The record is from RefSeq and is a predicted model, not a curated record. NCBI's taxonomy places the organism in Eukaryota, Fungi, Ascomycota, Eurotiomycetes, Eurotiales, Aspergillaceae. Bases 1 to 3345 code for a protein of 1114 amino acids.
AUGACCGCAGACUCGGGUGUCACCGUAGACACCUCCGAUAAUCCUAUACCCUCCCCGCCGAACGCCACCAAUUCGUCCCGCUACGAGCCCCAAUCGACGAAGGGCGAUUCCCCCACAAAUCAGAAUGAAAAAGAGACAGAGGGUUCAGCGCCCCAGCCAGUAGCAUCCGAACCCGCUGCAGGGUCUGCUAAACGAGACCCCCCCGCAUCAGAUGAAGUAGAUGAUUUUGGUCUACCCAUUCGAGCACGCCGACCCGACCCCACCCCUAGCGAGUCCCCCGAAGGAGAGAAUGCCAGCCAAAACAUCCAGAAUGUGGCUGCGAGCUCGACGGGCUAUAGUGACGCUGUGAAAAAGGAGAAGGAGCCAGAGUUGUCACAGGGCAAGCUGGAAUCCGGGGCCCCUGAGCCAGCCAAUCCGAAUAAUACAGAAGAGCGAGGCAAGGGCGCAGAGGCCCAGGACACUUCUCCUGCACCCCCGGAGUAUUCGGAGGCUUCUAGUGCUCCCGCUCAGCCUCGGACCUCAACUUCGAAGCAAAAACAUGCCCAAGUGUCGGAAUGGUCGCAUCAGCGCCUCGCCCAACCUGAUGCACAUCACCCUGAGAGUGAAGAGUCGGACGCAGAGCCCGAUGAAUGGACAUCGAUGCCUGCACUUGGAGAAUUCGACUACUAUGACGACUAUGGGAGACUCAUUGCUCGUGGCGCCAAAGAAGAAGGCGACGAGGCUGUAUACCAAGGAUUAGGAGGAGCAGGGAGGGGUUAUACUCGGGUGCAGCUUGACGAAGAUGCCCAGUCUGCCACAAGUCUAGAUGAUGAUACAAACUACCUUUUCCGAGAGACAGGCGGCAACUCUGCUGGUCUAGUUGGCGAGGAACUGCGAGAUACUAUCAGCCAGCUCCAGGCUACCAAAGACCUUCUCAACGAGACUCAAAAGAUCGCAUAUGUGGGGGUUGUCAGGUUGGCAAUCCAUAAUAUGAAUCAUGAUCUGGCGUCAAUUGCCACAACCAAAUCCACGCGCAAAACCAUGCAGAAAGCCUCGGAUGCCAUGCGAAAAUGGGGCCAGGCGAUCAUGGGGCGAGUCUAUGCUCAUAUGGAUAUCAAUUCUGCAGAGCAGAUUAUGAUUGAGCAGCUCGCGGAGCAUGGGGUGCAACCAGAAGAUCUGGUUCGACCACUCAUGCAGAAUGCGCGGGUCAAAAACCCCAUGGCAGAGAGUGAACCGAAAACCUCUACAUCCAGUCAGAAAUUCGACUCUUCAUCUAGGCUCUCCGCAGAGACAGAUUCGUCUGAACUAGAUCCCCCUCCGCCAUACGAGGCUCACGAGACCGAGGAGCCCCCGGAGGUCAAGAUGCCUUCUGAAAUGCCAACAUCUGAUCGCAUAGAUAUUGAUCUCCGCUGGACUGUCCUCUGUGACCUGUUCCUUGUGCUCAUCGCAAAUUCAGCAUACGACGCUCGGUCGCGAACUCUUUUGGAAAGGGUCGGCGCAGCUUUGGAUGUAACAUGGCUACAGAUCUCACGGUUCGAAAAGCGAGUAACAGACUCCCUUGAAAUGCAAGAACAGGCAGAGAAGGAGAAUUGGGACGAGUCAGACCACAUGGAAAAGCGCCGCAAGAUGGCCUUGAAACGGAAAUAUAUGAUUAUGGGUUUAGCGACGGUCGGCGGUGGACUGGUCAUCGGCCUUUCCGCUGGACUGUUGGCACCCGUCAUCGGAGCCGGUCUUGCGGCUGGUUUUACUACAGUGGGUAUCUCUGGAACCAGUGCAUUCCUGGGAGGAGCCGGCGGCACAGCUUUGAUCGCUUCUAGUGCUACUCUAGGUGGAAGCACCAUUGGAAUGAGGGCGUCGCAUCGACGCAUGGGUGCAGUUCAAACCUUCGAAUAUCGACCUCUUCAUAAUAACAAGAAGGUCAAUCUGAUUGUGACGGUCUCUGGCUGGAUGACUGGCAAGGUUGAUGAUGUCCGUUUACCUUUCAGUACUGUCGAUCCGAUUAUGGGCGAUAUCUAUUCCGUGCUAUGGGAGCCUGAGAUGCUUCGAAGCAUGGGUGACACUAUCAAUAUUCUGGCAACAGAGGCAUUAACACAAGGUCUGCAACAAGUACUAGGUAGCACCGUCCUAAUGGCGUUGAUGGCAUCUUUGCAACUACCACUUGUCCUGACUAAACUCGCAUACUUGAUUGACAAUCCCUGGAUCGUUUCGUUGGCACGCGCAAACUCAGCCGGCCUCGUUAUGGCCGAUUCCUUGCGAGAGCGUAAUCUUGGCAACCGGCCUAUUACAUUGCUCGGUUUCUCCCUCGGCGCGCGCGUGAUCUUUUCUUGUUUGAAAGAGCUGGCCGAAAAGGGCGCCCACGGUCUAAUUCAGAAUGUAUACCUAUUUGGCUCGCCCGUUGUGGCGAACAAAGACGAAUACCUCAAGGCUCGGAGUGUGGUGUCUGGACGAUUUGUGAACGGUUAUGCUACGAAUGAUUGGAUCCUUGGCUACCUCUUCCGGGCAACGAGUGGUGGAAUCAUGAAAGUGGCCGGCCUUGCAGCUGUCGAAGGCAUACCGGGCAUUGAAAACUUUGAUAUUACCUCGCUUGUGAAUGGUCAUAUGGAUUACCGUACGGCUAUGCCUCGAAUUCUGAGGGAAGUUGGUUGGGAGGUUCUUGAGGAUGAGUUUGCAGAAAUCGAGGAUCCAGACCCAGAUAACCACGCUGAACGACAGCGCGAGUUGAUUCGCGAGAUUGAUGAAGCUCGCCGAGAAGCAGAGGCAAAGCCAGAGAAGAAGCGCUUCGGCCUGUUCAAGCGAGGCAAGAUGGCCGAAAAGAAGAAAUGGGAAACCUACGAUGUCGACAAAAACACCGCCCCUCGCGAUUCAAGCGAGCCCGAAAGCAGCCCCGGCACUGUCCUCUUCGACAUCGAGGCCAUCCGAGCCGAGUUGCACUCCGAGGCGAUCGAAAUCAAAGAAUUAGAGUCAACUAUGCCUCUGAUGAAGCUAGACCUGAACACUCCGUCAGAACCACCAUCCGCCCAGCCCUCUCCCCCUACCUCCAAGAGGCCCAAGACGCCCGAACUUCCAGCUGUUCCUCGGACUUCUUCGCUACCCCCGCGAGCAUCGGGACAGUAUUCUCCUCACGGGCCCAAUGAAUUCUCUCCCGCGCCGAAGCAUGAAGAUAUGGAAAUGACGUUUGACACAUCAUUCCAUGAAUCCCCACGAUCCAAAAACGACGACCGUCACUCUCGUCCAGAGUUGAGAACUGCCUCUACAAUGCCGACGGUUGGGACCAGUGCCCUCGGAGCUAUGGCCAUGGAGCCCAAUGCCUGGGCGGACCAUGAUCAGGGACAUCGGGAUGGCGAGAUCUCAAUGACGUUCGAAUAG